This is a messenger RNA of Tribolium castaneum (red flour beetle), 1110 nucleotides long. It is a transcript of the gene THG, whose product is annotated as tRNA-histidine guanylyltransferase. The record is from RefSeq and is a predicted model, not a curated record. Bases 92 to 1027 code for a protein of 311 amino acids. Lineage: Eukaryota; Metazoa; Arthropoda; Insecta; Coleoptera; Tenebrionidae. Gene Ontology annotation, biological process: tRNA modification. Gene Ontology annotation, molecular function: tRNA guanylyltransferase activity; magnesium ion binding. The transcript has 2 exons.
UCCCUCUCUCUCAUUCUAUGAUUUUCCCUUAACCUUACUUUUACAAAAUAAAUGUCAAAAAAAUUUUGGAGCCCCCAUAAACCACAAUGCGAUGCACUUUAACCCGGGUUCCUUAUUUAAACACGUGAGGAACGUAUGUCGAAUUAAUAAAAUGGCGCAAAGUAAAUUCGAAUAUGUUAGAAAAUUCGAGACGGAAGAAAAGCUGCUACCAAAUUGCUGGAUCGUGGUAAGAAUCGAUGGUAGAGCCUUCCAUCAAUUCUCCACAAAACAUAAUUUCAAAAAACCCAACGAUGAAAGUGCGCUCGCCUUAAUGAACAAAGCUGCAAGUGUGGUCAUGAACGAGUUUAAAGACAUCGUCCUUGCAUAUGGGCAAAGUGACGAAUAUUCGUUUGUGUUACGCAAAGAUACAGCCUUGUAUAAUCGACGAGGCCCCAAGAUAAUGACUUAUCUCAGCAGUCUCUUCACAUCGUCGUAUGUGUAUCACUGGAAUCAGUUUUUCAAAGAAACAAAAUUAAAAUAUCCACCUGCGUUUGACGCCCGCGUUGUUCUCUACCCAAGUGAUCAGAACCUGAGAGAUUAUUUAAGCUGGAGACAAGCGGAUUGCCACAUAAACAACCUCUACAAUACGACGUUUUGGGCACUAGUACUUAAAGGUGGUUUAACAAAUAAUGAAGCUGAAAAACGGCUAUGUGGAACGCUUUCCUCCGAUAAAAACGAAAUUUUAUUUAGUGAAUUUAACACGAAUUAUAACAAUGAACCCGAAAUGUUUAAAAAAGGCACAAUUUUGAUUAGGAAAAGAAUUAAAAGCCCCAAGCAUGGAAAAGCUCGCUUGGUUAUCUUACCUUUACACGAAGACCUCAUUCAAGAUAAAUUCUGGGAAAAAAAUUCCGAAAUUCUGGCUAUUAAAACGGCACAAUUGUACGAAUGGCCUGAGGAGAGCCCCUUACCGUCGUUAGUAUUGUCGCAGUUACACAUUGGCGAGUUUGAUAGGGACAAGGAAAUUGUCAUUAUUGAGGAAACUGAUUGAUUAUUUUAACUGUUUAUUUUCAUAACACACAAAAACUAGUUGAACAAUAAUUACUUUAUAAUACAUUUAUUAUUUACAUUUGA